Messenger RNA from Sciurus carolinensis (gray squirrel), 2713 nucleotides. It is a transcript of the gene Slc25a34, whose product is annotated as solute carrier family 25 member 34. The record is from RefSeq and is a predicted model, not a curated record. The transcript has 5 exons. The coding region runs from base 163 to 1131 and encodes 322 amino acids. NCBI's taxonomy places the organism in Eukaryota, Metazoa, Chordata, Mammalia, Rodentia, Sciuridae.
GCGGACAGAGCAGGUGGAUUUCCAAGAUAGACCAAGGGCGCACAGGAGCCGCCGGUACCUGCACCCACCAGGAACUCUGUCCUCUAGACAUGGCCCCGAGCGCCCUCAGUCCCCAGCCCCGUGGUCCCACAGGGGUGCAGACUGUCUAAACACCGCCGCCCUAUGGCUCACGCCUCGCCCCUGAGCCAGGCACGGCUGCCUGGCCCGGAGGCCGUGGAGACCGUGCCCCCGGCUGUGGACUUGGUCCUGGGUGCGACAGCCUGCUGCCUGGCCUGCGUGGUCACCAACCCCCUGGAGGUGGUGAAGACGCGGCUACAGCUACAGGGGGAGCUGCAAGCCCGGGGCACAUACCCACAGCCCUACCGGGGCCUCCUGGCCUCCGUGGUCGCUGUGGCCCGCGCAGAUGGGCUGCGGGGCCUGCAGAAGGGGCUGGCCGCCGGCCUCCUCUACCAGGGCCUCAUGAACGGCGUCCGCUUCUACUGCUACAGCCUGGCAGGCCAGGCUGGCCUCACCCAGCAGCCAGGUGGCACCGUGGUCGCGGGCGCCGUGGCCGGGGCGCUGGGAGCCUUCGUGGGGAGCCCUGCUUACCUGGUCAAGACACAGCUGCAGGCCCAGACGGUGGCUGCCAUGGCCGUGGGGCACCAGCACCAGCACCAGAGCGUCCUGGGGGCCUUGGAGACCAUCUGGCAGCAGCAGGGCCUGCCGGGGCUGUGGCGGGGCGUGGGUGGGGCCGUGCCCCGAGUCACGGUGGGCUCGGCUACCCAGCUGGCCACCUUUGCCUCCGCCAAGGCCUGGGUGCAGGAGCAGCAGUGGCUCCCAGAAGACAGCUGGCUGGUGGCCCUGGCCGGGGGCAUGAUCAGCAGCGUGGCAGUGGCUGCUGUCAUGACCCCCUUCGACGUGGUCAGCACGCGGCUAUACAAUCAGCCUGUGGAUGGAGCUGGCAGGGGCCAGCUCUAUGAGGGCCUCCGGGAUUGCCUGCUGAAGAUCUGCCGGCAGGAGGGCCCCUGGGCGCUCUACAAGGGCCUGGGCCCUGCCUAUCUGCGCCUGGGUCCCCACACCAUCCUCAGCAUGCUCUUCUGGGACGAGCUGCGGAAACUGGCCCGGCGGGGGGCCCACCGCCAGGGCACCUAGGCCGCGUCCCUCACCCCCACAUCCGGACACGGUGUGGCACUGGCCGGAAGUGACGCCUUGCCUCCCUGGGACAGACCAUCCCAGAGUGACCGCAGGCCCAGGACCCGCCGCAGGUGGGGCGGUGUGUGGCAGCUCUGGCCAGCGCAGCCCGCGCGGAGCAUCUGUCCUGCCCCCCGCGUCCCGGCCGCUGCGGCCCACGCCCUGCUGGCCGUGACGGAUGCUGGGGGAGUCACACGGAGCCGGAGGGGAACUGCCUCAGCCUCCUGGGCCUCCAUCACGUCCGGCGAGACUCCUUCGCUGCGGCGGCCCAGACUGCUGCCGGACAGUGGGGCUCGGCGUGUGGCGACGCGGGGCACCGCCAGGCUUCACUAGGGCUGCCUGAUGGGGCCGCAGACGCGGGGGCUGGAACUUGGAAAUUCGUCCUCUCACCAUCCGGAGGCUGAAGUCUGAGACCACAGGUGGCAGGGUUGGGUCCCUCCCUUCCUUUCCACGCGGGGCUGGAGCCCAGGGCCUCCUGCACACGCGCAGCGCAGGCUGCUUUCUCCUGGGCCCUGUCCCCUUGGCUCUCGGAGUCUGCCUUUUCCCUGGGUCCCACACAGGGACAACUGUGUCCUGUCUCCUCUUACAAGGAUUUGGGCCCACCCCAGUGACCUCGUCCUCACCAAGGGGAGAUCACCUGUCUCCACAUACAGGCUCCUCCCAAGGCCUUGGGGGUUGGACUUCAGCGUUUGCAUGGGGGCAGGGCACAGGGACACGAUUCAGCUGAGACCUCAUGGAGGGCUUGUACUGUGGCCCUGCGUUUGCACAAUUCUGAUGAUUCAGAAAGGAAGCUCAGGAGCCCCUGGUUCAGACCAGGAGGCUGAGGCCCAGGGACGGGGUGCCUGCCCAGGUGAGCAGCAGGCCCCGGGCCCUUUCCCAGACUCGGCCACACUCCUGCACAGGCCUGCUCAGAAGGCCUGCACUGGUCUUGGUACUACCAAGGGGGCACCAGCUCCCUGGUGGGCAGGACAGGACCAGCCCGGUGCCGCAGCUUCCCUACCGCGCCCUGCGUAUGAAGAGCGGGCCCUGCAGACAGCCCCCACGCACACUCCGAACCAAUAAAGUUUUCUACUUCUUUACCUCAAGGACUCCCUCUACCCGGUCACCACCCCGGCUCCACUCCCAUCUGGGAAGCCAGCCGGGGUUUCCAGCAGGACAGCCCCACCCGCCUGACCAGGCAAGGCCUGCCACCUGGCGGACACAGGGGGAACAUCAGGAUGGGCAACCUGGCCCCUGCAGGGAAGGGCUCACACAGAACCCCAGCCAGAGAUUGUAGGCCACCCACUGAAAGGGCAGAGUCAGAGCAGAGAUGAGAGAGCUGGGCUUGCAGCCCCCAUGGAAGAGCUGCAGAGCCCAACUCGGUGUCAGGGGAGGCCCCAGCCUCCCCAGCCCAGUGGGAGAGAGAAGCCCAGAGCUCAGGCAGGGGAAAGAGAGAGUCCUACACCUCAGGCUGUGGGGGAAAGAGAGACCCAGACCUCAGGCUGAGGGGUAGAGAGAGCCCCAGACCUCAGGCUGGGGGAAGAGAGAGCCCCAGACCUCAGGC